GGGAGCUAAGGGGGAGGGAGACAAGAGGGCGGCGGGAGCCCUCCCCACCCUGGGGGGGGGGAGAGCGGCGGAACAGACGGGCCGCCACCCCCCCUCCCCCGCCGGGGUGGGGGAGGGGAGCUCGGAGCGCACAACUCUUUUAAACUCAAGCUUUCAGAAAAAGACCUCCUGCUCCGAAAACUUGCCGCAUGUUGCUCCUGACAGAGGCCAGACUGGAUGAGUUUCUUAGGGUCUUAAGAAGGGCCUUGAACUGAGGCCUGGAAGUACAUUGGGAGCCAUCUUUCGUGAUGGCUGAAUCAGCGGAAGAAGCUCUGUUGUAUGUAGAGCAUCGCUAUGUCUGCUCGGAGUGCAACCAGCAGUUUAGCUCCUUAGAGGAUGCUUUGGUGCAUCAGCAGAAUCACAUGUGCUCCCAGGAGCAGCAGUAUGAAGUAGUUGGGUUGGCAGAAGCUGGCUUGAUGACAAGUGGCGAGGCUGGUCUCUAUCAAACAGUGACUGUGCAGGAAAGCCAGUACCAAUGUUUGGAGUGUGGACAGAUUCUCAUGUCUCCAAGUCAGUUGCUUGAACAUCAGGAGAUGCACUUGAAGAUGGUUACUCACGAACCUGAACCUUUGGUCAAACCUCUGAGCUCCAGUCAGAUCCACUAUGAAUGCAUAGAAUGCAAAGCCCUGUUUACCAGUCAGGAUGUGUGGCUUGCCCACCGUCAGAGCCACCGCAAGGCACCAGAACCUGCAGUAGCUGCUCCUCCUCCCCCUCCUCCUCCUCAACCACCACCACCACCUCCUCCUCAGAGUCAGGCCCUUGUAAAUCUGGAGCAUUCCUACCGUAAGCCAGAGGAAGGGGGAGAUUCCUGUGGAACUGUGCAGUUAUUGCUCUACGAGUGUGGCGAGUGUUUGCAGCUGUUCCAGUCCACCACAGACUUCCUUGAGCACCAGGCCUCGCAUCAAGAGAUACAGCCAACCCCAGGGACACAAAUUAGGGAGGUGCCUGCUAGAGCGGAGCCAAAGGAGUUGUUGCCGCCAAGUUUAAUGGCCGUACAAAACGGUGCUGUGCCGGCACAAAUCCAGACUAGCGUCACAGCCACGGAUCACAGUUACGAACUUAAAAACAACCCUGGAGAGCAGCCGCCCCGUAAAGUGAAGCAGGCCGUCAAGGAGUAUUUGUGCACUGAGUGUGACCAGCUGCUUCCCUCAGCCCAUAAGCUGCAGAUGCACAUGAGGAGCCACCGGCAGGGUGCCUUCAAAUGCCCACUGUGUAGCAAGGUGCUGCCGUCUCCAGCUGCUCUCGAGAAACAUCGGGAGGAGCACAGUGGCGAGUCGCGCUUCCUCUGCGUGGAAUGUGGCUUGGGCUUCGGCACCGAGGCGGUGCUGCUGUCCCACCGGCGCACCCAUUCGCCAAACCCCAUGUACCGCUGCACCUGUGGCAAGAGUUUCAUCAACAUGACCAAGUUUCUCUAUCAUCGGCGCUCCCACAGUGCCAAUUCGGCCCAGAUCUACGAAUUGCCUUCCUCUCCUCCCGACGAUCAGCCCAUGGAGGAAGAGCCUCCGGAAGCCCCAGAGCAACCCGAAGAAAAGCAGGAAAUUAUCCCUCUGGCCCUCAUUUGUUCUGUGGGCAGCAGCGGCGCCUCCAUGGAGGGCAGCGGCGCCCAGGAGAAAAAGUCUGACGAGUUUCAGUGUCAGAUGUGUAGCAAGGCCUUUCCCAAGCAGACCCAGCUGUCGCGCCAUCAGCGCUUUGCCCACAAGAUGGAGCGCCGCCACAAAUGCUUGACGUGCGGCAAGAUGUUCAAGAAGAAGUCCCACAUGCGCAACCACCUCCUGACGCACACUGGGGAGAGGCCGUACCACUGCAAGGAGUGUGGCAAGAGCUUCAAUUCCCCGGCCAAUCUGCAGCGCCACCGUUUGACACACACGGGCGAGCGUCCCUACCGCUGUGACAUCUGCCAAAAGUGCUUCACACAAUCCUCCACCCUGCAGCAGCACCUCUUGGUCCACAGUCGCCACUAUCCUUACAAAUGCCAGGAAUGCGGCAGCGUCUUCCACCGGCCUUACCGCCUGCUCAUGCACCGCUAUCACCAUACCGGGGAGUAUCCCUACAAGUGCCAGACCUGUGGGCGCUCUUUCUUGCUUCGCCGCUUGCUGGAGGUUCACCAGCUGAGUCACACGGGCCAGCAGCCGCAUCGCUGCACCUCGGGCUGCGGGGCUGCCUUUGUCACUGCCGAGCAGCUGAAGGAACACAAGUGUGGCAAGAUGAGCCGUCACUUUGAGUGCUCCGUGUGCGGCAAGAAGGUGGGCUCCACGGUGCAACUGAGAGCCCACGAACGGCUGCACGGGGACAUCCAGAUCCCUGAAGGGGUGGAGGAGGAGCCGCCGGUGCUGGAGCCGCCCCCGCCCCGUCCCCGCCGCCCGGCCUGCCCGAAGGCCUUUGAAUGUAGCGACUGCAAGAAAUUGUUCAGCACGGAGACGUCCCUGCAGGUCCACCGCCGCAUCCAUACCGGCGAGCGUCCCUACCCUUGCCCGGAUUGCGGGAAGGCCUUCCGGCAGUCCACUCACCUCAAGGAUCAUCGGCGCUUGCACACUGGGGAGAAGCCCUUCAAGUGUGAGGAGUGCGGGAAGGCCUUUACGAUUGCGGUGCGGUUGGCCGAACACAAGCGCAUCCACACGGGAGAGCGCCCCUACCACUGCGAUGCCUGCGGAAAGGCCUACCGCUCCUUCUCCAACCUCUGGAAGCAUCGUAAAAUGCAUCAGCAGCAGCGCCUGCAGCACGAGCAGGAAGUCAUGGCCGAGGCCGUUGCUGCCGCCGCGGCUGCCGCCGCCGCGGCUGCGACGGCAACACCCUCCGCCUCGGUGGUCUCGAGCGAGCCCGUCUACGGCAACACGGUGACCAUUAUGGAAACCAUCCCGGUGGUGGAGACCAUUGAGAUCUACCCAACGGAUGGAGGCGUCCACUUUGAGAACAUCCAGAUGGAAAACGUCCAGAUUGGGGGUGUUUGAGUCGGGCUGGGGGGGGAGGUGAGGAGGGGCAGCUGGUCUCCUGAGCUGCUGCUCUUUGGCUCCCCCUUCUGGUGUUUGCCGAAAGGACUCCUCCGCCUUUCCUCCGUACUUCUGCUGCUCUCUGCGUUCCUGGAGUGUGAUUGCAUCCUUUAUUUUUCCACCCGUUCUGUAAAUGAGCUGGGUGUCACUUUGUCCCACUCACUUCCCACUCCGAUAGCCGUGCUGUUGGCCGGGCACUCCAUGCCAUCCUGUGGUCUGAUGCUUCCCAUCCCUCCUGAUUGGUAUUGGGCCAUUUCCCCCCCCCCCCAGCAGAAUGGAACAAUUUCUCUUCCGAUUUGGGCAACCCUUGGCUCUAGCAAUGCUCACGGCAAUCUUCUCCACAGUUGAAUCCCUCUAAGGCUAAUUUUUUUGUGUGUUGGGGGGGGGGUAUUGUUGUUGUUGAUCCCCUUCCUGCUUGGGAUUGAGCUGGAUUGUAAAUCCCCUCUUGACCAAGUCUGCUCUGUUCAUUAUUGGAUUCUCUCCCCGUUUGCUGUUGGUUCCCUUCCUUCUCUCAGAUAUCUUUCAUGAUCCAUGAUACGAAUGAUUAUUAUAAUUAUUUUGUUUCUUGCUAACUGGGCUCGUUCCCAUAGCUGGGGGAGCAUUUUGUUAUUUCAUAUUAAAAUAAAAUAGAAAUUAAAGUU
This is a messenger RNA of Crotalus tigris (Tiger rattlesnake), 3667 nucleotides long. Its product is annotated as zinc finger protein 574-like. Gene Ontology annotation, biological process: regulation of transcription by RNA polymerase II. Bases 288 to 2987 code for a protein of 899 amino acids. Gene Ontology annotation, cellular component: nucleus. NCBI's taxonomy places the organism in Eukaryota, Metazoa, Chordata, Lepidosauria, Squamata, Viperidae. Gene Ontology annotation, molecular function: RNA polymerase II transcription regulatory region sequence-specific DNA binding; DNA-binding transcription factor activity, RNA polymerase II-specific. The record is from RefSeq and is a predicted model, not a curated record. The transcript is spliced from 3 exons.